Staurois parvus is the source of this 398-nucleotide messenger RNA. Lineage: Eukaryota; Metazoa; Chordata; Amphibia; Anura; Ranidae. The record is from the annotation of a GenBank genome assembly.
AAAACAGCCACUUACCUGUCCCUCAGUGUGUCCCCUGCAGCCUGUUUCACUGGCCAUCCUGUAUUCCAGGAGGCCGGCAUCUUCAGUGUGGGCACCAGCUGUGAAAGCUUGCAGCUUGACAGCCGGGUACCCACUGCGCAUGCGCGAGAAGUGCUGCACUUCAUGAAUGGUCCUGUAGUCUUCUGGGACCUGUCACGUGUCCCAAAAGACUACAGGAAGGGAGGGAGGGAGGACACCUUCCGUUUCCAAUCGCCUAGGUGAUCGGACCGGAAAUGGGAGAGGGUACCUGUCAAAUUCGGGUACCUGCUCCCCUCCGCCCCCCAAAGGUGCCAAUCCUUAAUGGGGAGCAGUCCUUAAAGUGGAACUUCCUCUUUUGGGUGGAGCUCCGCUUUAAGAGU